Messenger RNA from Thamnophis sirtalis, 624 nucleotides. The record is from RefSeq and is a predicted model, not a curated record. Lineage: Eukaryota; Metazoa; Chordata; Lepidosauria; Squamata; Natricidae.
AUAGUCUUUUUCUGGUGGACAUUAAAGAUGAAAAUCUGGAGAAUCUGGAAACAGGGCUUUGCAACAACCAGGCCAAACGUAUGGAAGAAGCCUUAUCUGCCACUGAAGAUCUCUCUGUUCCAGGCCAAAAGAAUAUUAAAGUGAAGGCUUCGUCGAUGAGUUUCCUUCCUCUGUGCAGAGAUGACAGUGAAUGCUGCCUCCUGGUACUCACUGACCCCCAAGAUAAGAACAAAGUAUUAGCAAUUUAUUUGAACAACUCCUGGCGGCUUCCUGAAGAUGUAAUGAAGACGUCUGAUCCUUUCCGGAAAGGCCUGAAACAGGUUCAAACCUUUCAAGAGAGAAUCGUUCUCUACGUCCUUAACUGCAUCAUUUUUGGCAUGUUGGAGAGGAGCUCGACUGACGAUACAGUCUUCGUUCCGCAUCCUAAGAAGGAAGAUGCCAGAAUAUUCUGGAAGAGUGGAGAAGCGGCGGCUUUUUAUACCAUCAAAAGAAGAGUUUGUCAAAAGUUCUUGGAGACCUACCCAAAGGAGCAGUCUCGGCUGUGGGAAGUGGAAGCACCUGGGGACUGGACCCAGCGUGUUAACAUCUGGCUAAAAAUCCAGCUGGAACAAAGCUUGCCAAAAA